Bubalus bubalis (water buffalo) is the source of this 1421-nucleotide messenger RNA. It is a transcript of the gene AGPAT2, whose product is annotated as 1-acylglycerol-3-phosphate O-acyltransferase 2. Gene Ontology annotation, cellular component: endoplasmic reticulum; membrane. The record is from RefSeq and is a predicted model, not a curated record. Gene Ontology annotation, molecular function: 1-acylglycerol-3-phosphate O-acyltransferase activity. Gene Ontology annotation, biological process: phosphatidic acid biosynthetic process. The coding region runs from base 96 to 932 and encodes 278 amino acids. The transcript has 6 exons. NCBI's taxonomy places the organism in Eukaryota, Metazoa, Chordata, Mammalia, Artiodactyla, Bovidae.
GGCGAGGAGGAGGGCCCGCCGCCGCCGCCAGCCCGCGCGGCUGGAGCCCAGGCAGGCAGCCCGCGGCCCGCGCCGUCGGGGCUCCGGGCGCGGCUAUGGAGCUGUGGCCGUGGCUGAUCGCGGCGCUGCUGCUGCUGCUGCUGCUGGCGCAGCUGAGCCGCUCGGCCCGCUUCUACGCCAAGAUCGGCCUGUACUGCGCCUUCUGCUUCACGGCCUCGGCGAUGGCCGCGGUCGUCUGCCUGCUGCGCCACGGGGGCCGGACGGUGGAGAACAUGAGGAUCAUCAGUUGGUUCGUCCGGUCCUUCAAGUAUGCAUAUGGCCUCCGCUUUGAGGUCAAAGGCCGUGAGACGCUGGACGAGGACCAGCCCUGCGUCAUCAUCUCCAACCACCAGAGCAUCCUGGACAUGAUGGGCCUCAUGGAGGUCCUCCCCGACCGCUGCGUGCAGAUCGCCAAGCGAGAGCUGCUCUUCCUGGGGCCCGUGGGCCUGAUCAUGUACCUGGGGGGCGUCCUCUUCAUCAACCGGCAGCACUCCCAGACGGCCAUGAGCGUGAUGACUGACGUGGGCGAGCGCAUGGUCAGGGAGAAGCUCAAAGUGUGGAUCUACCCGGAGGGCACACGGAAUGACAACGGGGACCUCCUGCCUUUCAAGAAAGGCGCCUUCUACCUGGCGAUCCAGGCCCAGGUACCCAUCAUCCCCGUGGUUUACUCCAGCUUCUCCUCCUUCUACAGCUGUAAGACGAAGCUCUUCACUUCAGGAACCAUCCAGGUGGAGGUGCUGGACGCCAUCCCCACCCGUGGCCUCACUGUCGCCGACGUCCCCAAGCUUCUGGACACCUGCCAUCAGGCCAUGAGGACGCGCUUCUUCCACAUAUCCAAGAUCCCCCAGGAGAACGGGGCCCCCUUGGGGCCCGACGCCCAGGAGGCCCAGUAAUCGAGGCCUGGGGCAGGGCAGGACCUGGCUGGACGAUGGACAGAGGGCCGCUCCCCGCCCACCAGACACCACUGUGUCCCCUCUAGCCGUCACCCCCUGGAAGCGGGGCCCCUCUUGUCACUGUCUUGGGUCCAGGCCCCCCGAUGUCCCUGCAAGGGAGAGUCAGCCCCCCAAGCUCUGAGGGCAGGGCCUCGCCCACCCCUGUGCCUCGGGGGUCUGGUGUGGGAGUGGGUCUGGACCCCCAUGGGCUGACAGGGCAGGGCCGAGCUGCCCGGCCCCACCCUCCCGCCCAGGCCUGCAUCAGGCCCUCAGGGAGAGGCGGGCUCGGGGGCCAGGACGCCUGGUCUCACGCCCCCAGGUGGCCUCAUGCCAGCUGGGCCUCAGGGAGCCACAAAGCAGGGUCUGCGGCUCCUGCCGGCCUUGGGGAGCGAGUCUGCUGAAUGGGUACUGUGCUCGUCACUGUUUUUUAUAAACGAACUCUUGGAAGUG